AUGGCAAAGAUUCAGGUCUUGGUGCGCGGGGUUAAACCGCAGCAUUACAACCCUUGGUUCAAAGGCGCGAUGAUGUGGAACCAUCUCAAAGACGAGACGUACUACAACGCCGCACGCUUCGACCCAGUCUUUGCCAUGGCGCAUAAGCUCCAUGUACCGCUGUAUCAGCAACCUGCUGGUCCGACCGCAGAUAUCGCAUCCAAGUUGUUCGCGGGCAACUACCCAGUCGCCGAGGCGGGAAAGCUUGGGGUGACCUCGUGA
This is a messenger RNA of Alternaria arbusti, 261 nucleotides long. RefSeq lists its product as uncharacterized. The record is from RefSeq and is a predicted model, not a curated record. The transcript has 2 exons. Lineage: Eukaryota; Fungi; Ascomycota; Dothideomycetes; Pleosporales; Pleosporaceae. The coding region runs from base 1 to 261 and encodes 86 amino acids.